CUGAAUGACAGUCAACAUGAAGCCUUCGUCGGUUGUGGUUGUUCUACUUUCAGUAAUUCCUUACUGCUACAGUAAACAGUAUCGUUUCGACAACCACCAAGUGUUUUCCAUAGAUAUUCACACCGAAAAGCAACUGACUGUAUUGCGGGAGCUCGAAGAACUCCCGAAUGUGUACACCUUCCUGGAUCAUCCAUCGGCAGUCAAUACCAGCGUACAGCUAGUGGUUCCGCCAUACAGGCAGCAACAGUUCAAUCAAAUAUCCUCUCAAUUCGGAUUUGAUCAGGUUCUAGUUUGCAACAAUUUACAGAGUGUUAUAAAUAACGAACGACCGAAUCGAUACAAACGUUCUGCUUUUGGGUGGGAAGACUACUACACACUGGAGGAGAUCUACUCCUGGCUAGACGAAAUUCAACUACAGCACUCGGAUGUUCUCUCCGUGCAAAGUAUAGGCGAAUCAUACGAAGGACGUGAAAUAAAGCUAGUAAAACUCUCGUACAAGGAAGGAAAUCCUGGAAUUUUUGUCGAUGGAAAUAUCCAUGCACGAGAGUGGAUCACUUCAGCUACCGUCACGUGGAUAUUGAAUGAACUGCUAACCUCCGAGAACAGUGCUGUUCGUGAUCUAGCUGAAAACUUUGAUUGGUACAUCAUCCCAGUGGCGAACCCCGAUGGAUUCGCAUACUCUCACACAACGAAUCGACUAUGGAGAAAAACUAGAUAUCCAUAUACGGUUCUUUGUCAAGGAGCCGAUCCUAACCGAAAUUUCGAUUUUCAAUGGAACAAUGGUGGAGCCUCACUGAAUCCCUGUUCGGAUAAUUACGCAGGGACACAUCCUGAGUCAGAAAUAGAGGUGCACAAUAUUGCGAACUACAUCCGAUCGAUUGCUGACAAGCUCAAACUUUAUCUAACGAUCCACUCAAGAGGUCAAUAUGUUCUACUUCCUUUCGGGUACAACGAUGCACCCCAUCCACCGAACUACGGAGAUCUAAUGCAAAUCGGGGAACGAGCUGUCGUCGAUUUAUACAAGGUUCAUAAAAAACCGUACCGAGUCGGUACAACCGCGGAUAUUCUUUACACAGCUUCAGGAAUUUCAGUAGAUUGGGUCUACGGUGCAGCAAACAUUCCGCUGGCAUAUACCUUCGAGCUCCGUGAUCAAGUGGAAUUUGGUUUCAUUCUACCAGCAGAUCAAAUUGUUCCGAACGCCGAGGAAGUAUUAGCGGCGCUCAUUGGAUUGGUUGACGAGUCUCGUGUUCUGGGAUAUUUUUGUACCAUAUUCAAAAUGGCAUUCGCACGUAUUUGCCUUCUAAUCGUUGCAGUUUUGUCCGCAAUAACUGCCGAGCAAGCCCGUUUCGAUAACUAUCGAGUGUAUCAACUGCGCAUCGAAACCACCCAGCAACUGAAAACCUUACAGUAUUUGGAGGACCAUCCGGAUGGCUACAUUUUCUGGGAAUCUCCGGUGCAAACCAACAUGGAUCUGAAUCUGGUCGUUCCCCCUCAUAAAUACGCCGAUUUCGAAGAGUUCACCACUAAACUUAAUUUGCGACCCAGCUUGAAGAUCAAGAAUUUCCAGAAAGUAAUCGAUAACGAGCGACCGAACAAAAACAGACGCAACGGUUUUGGUUGGCAGGAUUACUAUUCAACGGCCGAAAUUUACGCCUGGCUGGAUGAAAAGGUCGAGCAGUACCCAUCUAUACUAACCAGUACAAUCUAUGGUAAAUCAUACGAAGAACGUGACCUAAAAGCCGUCAAACUGUCACACAAGGAUGGAAAUCCAGGAAUCUUCAUCGAGGCUCAUAUUCAUGCACGGGAAUGGAUUUCAUCGGCCACGGCGACUUGGAUUCUGAAUGAACUUCUUACCUCUUCGGAUAGUGCAGUUGUUGAUUUAGCACAAAACUACGAUUGGUACUUCAUAAUGGUGGCUAAUCCGGAUGGUCUAGAAUUUUCGCGUAACAGUAAUCGAAUGUGGCGAAAAACCCGACAGCCUUCCGGUAUCUUGUGUGUAGGCACAGACGGGAACAGAAACUUCGAUUACUUUUGGAACACUGGAGGAUCCUCCUCUAAUGCAUGUUCGGACACAUUUGCUGGUCCAAACGCAUUUUCUGAACCAGAAACGGCUGCCAUGUCCGAGUACUAUAAAACAAUUGCUGAGAAUAUUAAGCUACAAUUCUCAUUCCACUCCUACGGUCAAUAUCUUUUAACCCCAUAUGGAUAUCAAGGUUCUCCAACUCCAUCGAACAACGAUGAUUUGCAGCAAAUUGCGACAAAAACUGCAGCAGCUAUUCAAGCAACCUACGGAACUAAUUACACAUAUGGAAACAGUGCUGAAGUGCUGUAUGUCACAUCGGGAGGUACCAACGAUUAUUUCAUGGGAGUUCAUGGUACCAAAUUGUCCUACAUAUUUGAAUUCCGAGACACCGGUAGCCAGGGAUUUGCGUUAUCUGCGGAUCAAAUCGUGCCAAACGCACAAGAAACUCUCAAUGGAUUGAUUGCUUUGGUUGCCGAAGCAAAGGCUUUAGGAUAUUUCUGAGACAUAAUAGUCUAUAUAUUUUGGGUUGUAAACAUUAUGAAUAUUGCAUAAACAUAAUUCAGUUUCGUUGUCCUUGCAUUUUGAAAAGACGAAUGUACGAUGUCAGUAGGUCGUCCAUCUUGUAGCCUUGUUUCGUUUCCAGUAGUAAUUUGGAGGAACCCAUCAUGUUUCCAAACUUUAUAUGAAAAAAUGUAUUUCCCGAACUCCAGAAGUUUAAUUCCAUGAAGCUGUAUUCUGCCAACACAUCCUAAAAUAAAGUAUUUAUCGUAUUUGUUAUUCCUUA
Messenger RNA from Malaya genurostris, 2807 nucleotides. RefSeq lists its product as uncharacterized. The coding region runs from base 5 to 2524 and encodes 839 amino acids. The transcript has 11 exons. The record is from RefSeq and is a predicted model, not a curated record. NCBI's taxonomy places the organism in Eukaryota, Metazoa, Arthropoda, Insecta, Diptera, Culicidae. Gene Ontology annotation, biological process: proteolysis. Gene Ontology annotation, molecular function: zinc ion binding; metallocarboxypeptidase activity.